Messenger RNA from Sclerotinia sclerotiorum 1980 UF-70, 3033 nucleotides. RefSeq lists its product as hypothetical. Bases 1 to 3033 code for a protein of 1010 amino acids. Gene Ontology annotation, cellular component: cytosol. Gene Ontology annotation, molecular function: AMP deaminase activity. Lineage: Eukaryota; Fungi; Ascomycota; Leotiomycetes; Helotiales; Sclerotiniaceae. The transcript has 3 exons. Gene Ontology annotation, biological process: AMP metabolic process; IMP salvage. The record is from RefSeq and is a predicted model, not a curated record.
AUGCCGGAAAGAAAUUAUGAUGACGAUGAUGAUGAUGUAGAGGAGGCGGGGUAUGAAGGUGCCUUGGAUGGCUCGGUGGACGAACCAAGUGAUAUGCUUCCAGAAGCAGCUCUUCUGUCGGACGACACACCCGGCCUCGAGACAUCUUUGUCCCAAAGUGGAAUGUUAGCUCGAGACAAGCAAAAGAAAACGGCAUACUUUGAUUAUCUCGCGGAGAAGGAGAUGAGCCAGGCAGAUUCGAAGUUAUUCUUUCAACGCAGUCAGUUGGAAGGUCAUAAAACUGGUAGCGGCAGCAAUUGGGGUAAUUCUCAGAAGUCUGCAGUUCCUAGCCCUGUUUUGAAGCCUAAAUCAUUCUCUAACGUUUUAGACUCUGAGCAAGGAGGGUUGCAUAGAUCUGGAAGUCAAGCUUCGGGGAAAAGCGCACAGAAUCUUCCACAGCUCAAUAAAUUCAGAAGUGCUCCUCCUAUUGGUCUUGCAGAUCUUGGGAAGCAUCCAGAAAGCGCUGUGAUUCAAGAACCGAGUCUCGCUGCGGGUGCCUUUGUUCAUACUCCUGGGGCGCAUGAUAGACGAGAAUCUUUACUUAGGGCAGACAAGGAAGCUAGAGAUCAUACAGCUCAUCCAGGGCUUCCACAUGAACAUAAACCGUUGUUAGAAAUGGAAGGAUUGCAUGGUGCAGGUGCCGGUGUUGGCCUUGGUUCUGGUGCCGGUGGUUUUGCAAACACUGACGCCCACAUAACUGCCGAGCUCGCAUCCAUCUACACUAAUAUCCAAAAGGUAAUCGAUAUUAGACAUAAGUACAUUCGCCUGUCGUUACAAGAAGACGGUGAUAAUCCUAAAGACGACCCGAAUUGGAAUAUUUACCCACCGCCACCUCAGCCAUCAUGGCACGAUGAGAGAGCGAAAGAGGCAGCAACAAAUGCAAGAAAUAGUACAGCAAACAGCUUGGCUAAUAGCAUGGUAUUGCCACCUCAGACUGAUGCUCAUAGCCACCAGCGAACUCUCAGUGGUGCAGCCUCAGAAUUGUCAAUUUCUCAAGCUACUAGUGCCCCAAAAACUCCGCUCCGUAGGCGAAAACCUGGACAAGAUAUCGGUUCUGAUUUCGAAAUGGAAGAUCUCCUCCCUCUUCCUCCGCCAGGGGAGAUGACCUUCCGACUUGAUGGUAGUGGAGUGUUCCAAGUUUAUGAGAACUCAAAGCUUCAAGAACUUGAUACUCCAGUAAUCAACAUUCCUGAUAUCAGAGAAUUUUACAUGGAUUUAGAACAAAUCCUCAAUGUCUCGUCUGAUGGUCCAAGUAAGAGUUUUGCCUUUCGUCGUUUGCAGUAUUUGGAGGGCAAAUUCAACCUUUACGUCCUUCUCAAUGAGUACCAAGAAAUGGCGGACAGUAAACGUGUACCGCAUAGGGAUUUCUACAAUGUUAGAAAGGUUGAUACCCACGUUCAUCACUCUGCUUGUAUGAACCAGAAGCAUUUACUCCGUUUCAUCAAGAGUAAAAUGAAGAAGAAUCCUGAUGAGAUUGUCAUGUUCAGGGAUGGUAAGCAUCUCACACUAGCUGAGGUUUUUCAAAGUAUCAACUUGACAGCUUAUGAUUUAAGUAUUGAUACUCUCGAUAUGCACGUUCCACGGCUGUUCGACGUUUAUAAAUCUAGUGGUUUGAUGGAGAACUUUGAACAAGUUAUCAUUAAUCUCUUUCAACCGCUGUUUGAGGUCACGAAAGAUCCAUCCAGUCACCCGAAGCUUCACAUCUUCCUUCAACGGGUUAUUGGAUUCGACAGUGUGGAUGAUGAGAGUAAAGCUGAAAGGAGAUUGUUUAGAAAGUUUCCUGUUCCGAAAGUAUGGGACUCUAAGCAAAAUCCACCCUACAGCUAUUGGAUCUACUACCUUUUUGCCAAUAUUUCUUCCUUGAAUGUGUGGCGCAAACAACGUGGCUUCAACACAUUCUUACUGCGACCUCAUUGUGGAGAAGCCGGUGACACUGAUCAUCUGGCUGCCGCGGUUCUUUGCUGUCACAGCAUCAGUCAUGGUUUGUUGCUCCGCAAAGUACCUUUGCUGCAAUACAUCUUCUAUCUCGAGCAGAUUGGAGUGGCAAUGUCCCCUUUGAGUAAUAAUGCACUGUUCUUAGCAUAUGAAAGAAAUCCUUUUCUUUCUUAUUUCAAACGAGGUCUUAAUGUCUCUCUCUCCACUGACGAUCCUCUUCAAUUCGCCUUCACAAAAGAACCCCUCAUCGAGGAAUACUCUGUCGCUGCACAAAUUUAUAAGCUUAGCGCAGUAGAUAUGUGUGAAUUGGCAAAGAAUUCGGUCAAACAAAGUGGGUUUGAGCAUUCUGUCAAGCAAAGAUGGUUGGGUCCAGACUAUGACCUACCUGGAGUUAAGGGUAACACGAUGGCAAAGAGCAAUGUCCCAAAUAUCAGGGAAGGCUUCCGACAUGAAACUUUGAUGCAAGAAUUAUCCAUGAUUGAACGUUACACUGCUUUGUCAACUCCAGCAAUCCAAACAUCAGCUCCAGCAGAAGGUAAUUCCUUCUUUCCAGGACCACGGCCACAUUCGCCAACAUCAUCCAUGAAAGCUUCUGCUAGCGUGGUAGAUCAUGGUCCGCAACAAUAUCAGCAUCACCCUGCUCAGGCUGCCCGCAUCCCACUAUCCCAUUCUCAGCUGCACGUAGAUUCUCAUUUAAAGCACCACCAAAAAGGCACAGAUAGUCCAUCUGGUUACGCUACUCCAAAUCAACAAACACAACCCAACUCAUCGUUCAACUCACCACAUUCAGCCAAUAAAGGACGCGAAAAGUCCUGGGGAUUGGAAGCGAGCUUUAGUGAUCUACAUCUAUCAGGCAGUGAACCAAGGAUCUUUCCCGGUUUGGUCAGUAGAAAGCAAAGGAGGGAAAGCACCAGAAAGAAUAGUGUGACGGAGAGUGACGAGCAUGGUUUGAUGAUGUUGAAGAGAGGGAGCAAUAACAAGAGUGUUACUACAUUAGAUGAAGAGAACGACGCGCAACAGAGCGAUGUAGACAUCGAUGAUGCUGCCGAUUCGAAUUGA